Ciona intestinalis (vase tunicate) is the source of this 1803-nucleotide messenger RNA. NCBI's taxonomy places the organism in Eukaryota, Metazoa, Chordata, Ascidiacea, Phlebobranchia, Cionidae. The record is from RefSeq and is a predicted model, not a curated record.
AAAAAGUUGAUUUUAUCCUCGAGGCAUGAACGUAGAUUUUUAAUAGCUGGUUUCCUACGAUUUCUUUUUUGUUUUAUUAAAUAUAUGAAUUUUUGUUUUAGAAAUACAAAUUGCGAGAUCUAUUAGACAAGGAGUGAAAAAAUCGCAACCAGUAUCCUAUUAUAAAUCAUUGAAUAUGCCCACUAAAGACUAGCGUUCUGCGUACCGUAUACGUCAUUCUAGGAUUGAAGUAUAAGACGAUUUUACGGUAUUUUUGGUUUUCACCAUUUGUGUAACAUCAAAGAUGUCCCUCUACGAUGGAUUGGGCGUUGAUAACACUCAGGGCAAAGCAACUGGAUGGUCACCUAGUUUUCAAAUGCUAAAAACCCAACUUCAAGCCCGCAAAGCAACACUGACAAAAGCAAAAAAUGAAAAAGGAAGAUUGUCAUCUUCUGUUGCCCCAGUGGUUGACUUCACUAAACUAAGGCAGGAUGAUACUUCAUUGGAGGAUAUGAGAGAUGCAAAACCGAGUGUUUUUCUUGGCGGUGAAAUACUUGAAAAGUUCGCUGACGAAUAUGAUCCGUUACACCCCAACGAUUAUGAUCACAUGACCAAAAAGGACAGAGAGCGGAAGGAAAAUCAGCAAGAUGCUGGGAGGGAUCGUGAGCUUGAAGAGAGGAGGAAGAGAAGAGCUGAGAGACACGCUAAGAAAGGUCCAGAUGAUGAACUUCCUCGUCCCAUGGGAUUUGGAGAUGAAGUUGAUUUUGAACGAGAGAAAAAGAAACGAGUUAUGGGAAACAAAGUAGCGAUCGCACCGCCCACUGUUCUUAUUGAAGCCGACAAGCAAUCUCUUCCAACAGGUAUGGCUCCUACCUCAGAUCGAUCAAUGUCUCCCCCACUGCCAAGCGCUGUUGGAACUCAGUUUGCCAGGAAUCUCGCUGGAUCUGUUGCGCAUAAAAUCAUGGCGAAGUAUGGAUUUAAGGAAGGGCUGGGUCUCGGUAAAGACAACAAGGGAAUGAGUCAUGCACUUCAGAUCGAGAAGACGAGCAAAAGAGGAGGAAAGAUCAUCUCAAGCGAACAGAUUGAACAACAACUUGAGGAAGAAUAUAAAAAAGAACAACAAGAAAAGAAAUCUGUGACGGAUCUGCUCAAGAAUCCAACUAAAGUUAUUUGUUUAAGGAACAUGGUUGGUCCUGGUGAGGUCGACGAUGAUCUUGAAGCGGAAACAAAAGAAGAAUGUUCCAAAUAUGGAAGUGUUAAUAAGUGUCUUAUAUUUGAAAUGCAUGGCGUAACAGAAGACGAAGCGAUCCGAAUAUUUAUCGAGUUCGACCGAAUGGAAUCCGCGAUUAAAUCAUUGGUUGAUAUGAAUGGACGUUUCUUUGGCGGCCGAACCGUCAAAGCUUCGUUUUAUGACGUCGAAAAAUUUAAAUCAUUUCAGCUAUCAGACCCAAUUACGUGAUGUGUUGCGUCAUAAUAGACAUUGAUGUAAUCGUCUAUGGGACAAUGACACGAUAAUACGUUAUAUUAUAUGUAUUGUGUUUAUUAGCACUGGCGUAUUGGACCAAGUGAAAACGAAUGAUCUCGUUUUAAAACCCGUAUUCAAUCAUUAUCGGAUUAGAAUACAAACAACGUUAUUUUAAUAUCUUUUUGAAUGUAGUGUGUAAGAUUUACUAAACAAACGGUAAAUCGUGGCAAAUUAUAUAUAGUACUGUGGCCUGUGGGGUAAGAUGGCCCUGGGAUACUGUUACCUCCUAAAUCACUCAUUUCCUAAUUCUGUUACUGUAUAGUUAACAACGAUUUCAAGAGUCGCGGGCUACGGUAAAA